Fukomys damarensis (Damara mole-rat) is the source of this 1363-nucleotide messenger RNA. RefSeq names its product centromere protein O (gene Cenpo). The record is from RefSeq and is a predicted model, not a curated record. Bases 251 to 1147 code for a protein of 298 amino acids. NCBI's taxonomy places the organism in Eukaryota, Metazoa, Chordata, Mammalia, Rodentia, Bathyergidae. Gene Ontology annotation, cellular component: kinetochore; Mis6-Sim4 complex. The transcript is spliced from 8 exons.
CAUCUUCCUGACCAGACGAAUGGCUGAGUCUAUUCUGCGGUGCAUGCUGGGAUCAGGGAGGGGCCCUAAGCGCCGCCAUGCUUUUGUACGGCGAAAGCGCAGAGCCUUCUGGGACCGAUUGGAUUUUGAAGGUUUAGAUGGCGGGAAUCUCGUCAGUGACCUGGCUGUGGAGGAAAAGAGGAAGGAUAUCUAGCUUCGUAGUGGACUCUCCUGGAGCGCUUCAUAGGAAAGCUUGGGCCUUAAGGAGCAGAUGGAGCAGGCGAAUGCUGUACGUCAAGACGGCGAGACCAAAGCAGGUAUUUUAGCUCACUUGGAAGGACUAGAGGCUCAAAUGAACAGAUCCUGUAAAAGGUCUGAAGAGCUACAACGAACUCAGGCAGAGGAAAGUGCUCUUGGGAUCAAGAUUCGUGAACUGAGGUGCCUGCGAGACAAGCUCAGGGCUGAAGUGAACCAGCGGCGAGCCAGAGCUAAAGCAUCUUCUGCCAGUGUAGAACCUGACCAAACAGUGGGGAUCGGAGAGCAAGAAGUUUUGGAAAGGAAACAGGAAAGUGUGAAAGCUGUUCUGCAGGCUUAUCGUUUUACAGGGCUCAGCGGAAAACUGACCAGCCGAGGAGUCUGUAUCUGCAUCAGCACUGCUUUUGAGGGGAACCUACUGGAUUCCUACUUUGUGGACCUGGUCAUACAGAGACCACUCUGGAUCCAUCACCAUUCCGUUCCAGUCUUCAUUCCUCUAGAAAAGAUAGCUGCAAAGUACUUACAGACCGAUAUUCAGCGCUUCCUGUUCAGUCUGUGCGAGUACCUAAAUGCUUAUGCUGGGAGGAAGUACCAGGCAGACCGACUUCAGGGUGACUUUGCAGCCUUUUUGACCAGACCCUUGCAUAGAAACUCCCUGUGCAACUUGCUGUUGUUUACUUAUAAAGUGGAACAGAUGCGUCAGUCCUCGUUUUGUGCCAGACUGCUGUAUGAGGACCUCACUGCAACUCUUCCAACUGACACCACUGUUACAUAUCAAGGGACAGAAGCAUUAUCCACUUCGAUGGAAGAACAGCGAGCAUCCCAUGAAGCUUUAUUCCGCACAAAGCCCCUGCAUCAGGUAUUUGCUUCAUUUGCAAAAGAGGAGGAGCUGGAUUUGAGCCUGGCCUCCUGAAAUACUGUUCUGCUGGGGAAGCACUGCGGUGAAUGGCCAGCUCUAGACCUGCAAACUGCCGAGGGGCCCAUGCUGUGUCAAAGCACCAUCCUCGCUGUGACGUGACAAUGCCUGCUGCUUCGUCAGGAUGUCAAGGAAAAUACCCCCCCCCAACUAGGUGAAAGGAAAUAUUGCACUUUCUGCUCUCAUGACUAAGGUGACAGGGUUCCAGAAGAA